Conger conger (European conger) is the source of this 3819-nucleotide messenger RNA. Its product is annotated as RNA-binding protein MEX3B. The transcript is spliced from 2 exons. The record is from RefSeq and is a predicted model, not a curated record. Gene Ontology annotation, molecular function: RNA binding. Bases 931 to 2817 code for a protein of 628 amino acids. NCBI's taxonomy places the organism in Eukaryota, Metazoa, Chordata, Actinopteri, Anguilliformes, Congridae.
CGGGCAGAGCGGCGUGCGCCUGGCGAGACAAAGGCAACGGCGGCGGAUGGAGAGAGGGAGAAAGCGGUUAAGGUACAGAGGAAUUUGGGAGAUAGUUCAAAGGAAAUCCAAAGAAAAAGGGGGCAAAUAAAUCAGGUGGGAUGGUGGGACGAUAAAAGCUGGAAAUCCGCACGAGGUAGACUUAGCGAUUCACGGUCCUGCUCGUGCGUUUUUAAGCUUUUUUCCUCCAACGCCCCCCACAAAUUCCCCUGCUUGCAUCCCUGUGGCAAAGAAAGAACCGAUAGGAGGAGAAUUUGGUGGUGAGAAUGAAAAGUGAGUGAAAGCUUUCCUCACGUCGAUAACAAAAACAAUUUUUUUAGUUAUUUGCUGGCUGUGAAUUGACUUGCUGGCUAGCUAUAUAUGAAUUUGUUCAGCUGUUUGCUAGCAAGCUAGCUAGUUAGCCAGCAGUGUUAUUCUCAAACAAAGGGGACAGCGUGACUAGCGAACUGGGAACAAAAUAUCAAUAGCCAGCUAUCCAAAACUAUUCAAGUUAGUCGUUAUACUAUCUUUUCAGGGGUAACUCGGUGAAAAUACAAAGAAAACCACUGUUUGUUUCCAGAAGUGCGGAAGACCUAGCGGACAGAGAUAAUUGCUUAAAAUGAUGACAGCUUUGGGCAACAUUUGAAAGACGUGCAAACGGCAACAAUACAGAACGAGAAGACUGGAUUAAAGUGACAUCAGGGGGAGCGCGGUGUGUUCUGCAAAAACGGACCAGUUGGCUGGCUAACUUUGUAUGCCUUUGAUCUGUGUCGGGACAGUUGAACGUGCAGUUUUCUUUCUUUUUUAAAAACCAGUUUGCGGAAACUGCUUGGGAUUCGGGAGGAGGAGGAGGAGGAGGAGGGGGGGUUCAGCUCCAUUGCGGCUUAAGUCUGAUGCUAAAACUCGGGGACUAUGCCUAGCCCCCUGUUUCACCUAGAAAUGAUGGAACACGAGAUUGUGAACGCGCAGCACAAUGGGGUCAGCCUGGCCGGGGACACAGACGCGGAGUCCCGGGACGAAGAGCACCAAGAAGCGCUCCGCUUCGCAUUCGACCAGCUGUCGCUCAUGGCUGUUGAGAAGGGGGACUGUGUCGCCGGAGCCGGGCUGGUGGACACCCUGGAUGGCCCGGGCUCCAUCUCCGAGGCUUGCAAUGGCGUGGGAGGCGGUUACGUCGGCUUGCAAAUGCUCGACCACCCCAACGGCUCUCUCGGGUCGCCGACGUCGUGCUCCCCGUCCCCGGAAUACUACGGGACGGGGGGAUACCACAUGCCCGGCCCGCACUCGCACUCCAUGCUGGGAGAGGCGAGCUCCGUGCUUUGCAGCAGAAAACGGAGCGUCAACAUGACCGAGUGCGUUCCAGUGCCCAGCUCCGAGCACGUUGCAGAGAUCGUCGGACGGCAAGGCUGUAAGAUCAAGGCCCUGCGGGCGAAGACGAACACGUACAUCAAGACGCCGGUGCGCGGGGAGGAGCCGGUGUUCAUCGUGACGGGCCGGCGCGAGGACGUGGAGAUGGCCAAGCGUGAGAUCCUGUCCGCGGCGGAGCACUUCUCCAUGAUCCGCGCGUCCCGCUGCAAGGCGGGCGCGGCGGGGGCCGGGGCGGGCGCGGCCGGGGGCGCGGGCAGCCUCCCGGGACCCCCGCACCUGCCGGGCCAGACCACCAUCCAGGUGCGCGUGCCGUACCGCGUGGUGGGGCUGGUGGUGGGGCCGAAAGGGGCCACCAUCAAGCGCAUCCAGCAGCAGACGCACACCUACAUCGUCACGCCCAGCCGCGAGAAGGACCCGGUGUUCGAGGUGACGGGCAUGCCGGAGAACGUGGACCGCGCGCGGGAGGAGAUCGAGACGCACAUCACGCUGCGCACCGGCGCCUUCGUGGACCUGCAGGGCGGCGACAACGACUUCCACAGCAACGGCACGGACGUGAGCCUGGAGGGGCUGGGCUCGCUCGGCCUGGGCGCCGCGCUCUGGUCCCGCGGCAACCACGCCACGCCCACCCCUCCGCCCGCCCCGCCCCCGCCGCCGCCCCCCCCGCCUGCCCCCGGCCGGAAGCCCAGCUCGGCCGGCGCGCGGGCCCCCCAGGGCCCCCCGGAGAACGGGAGCCCCACCAGCCCCUUUGGCGCGGGCGGCGGGUUCACGUUCGCGGGCGACCCCGCGCCCUGCCUGCCCCCCCCGGCGCCCGCCGACGAGCUGGGGUUCGAGUUCAGCGCCGCCAACAUCUGGGCGCCGUUCGUGAACGGGGCCGGCGGGCCCCCGCAGCAGCGGCGGAACAGCAGCGGCCCCAGCGCCGGCGGCACCACGCCCCGCCUCUCGCCCACCCUGCCCUCCGCCGAGCCCCCGCUGGAGCACCCGCUGGCCCGGCGCGCGCAGAGCGACCCGCUCAGCGCCCUCUCCUGGCUGCAGGGCGGCGGCGCCGCCUCCUUCUCGGCCGGCAGCAGCAGCAGCGGCGGCAGCACCACGGGCUACUCGUCCUCCUGCUCCGCCUCCUCGCUGCCCGGCGGCUCGCCCACCGACUCGGAGGGGGGGGCGGGGGGCGCCGCGGGGGGCCUGCUCGGCCGCUUCAAGGCCGGGGGGGUCGGGGCGGCGGCGGCGGUGGUCGUGGGCGGGGCCGCGGCCGCCGGGUUAGCGGUGGCGGCUAACAGGGACUGCUUCGUGUGCCUGGAGAGCGAGGUCACGGCCGCCCUGGUGCCCUGCGGACACAACCUGUUCUGCAUGGACUGCGCCGGGCAGAUCUGCCAGUCCUCCGACCCGGAGUGCCCCGUCUGCCGCACCCCCGCCACCCAGUGCAUCCGCAUCUUCUCCUAAACCCGCCCCCCGACCGGCCCGGGACGGGCCCCCGCUGCCCCGGGCUCUCCCUCCACUGACGGCGGCGGUUUGUGGAACAGGUGGGCGCUAAACUCGUGCGCUAACGAAUGCGCUAACGUGCUAGCGGCCGCGACUACCGUCCGACGCGGACAGCGACUUCUCGGCAGCGCUGAACGCCAUGCAACUGUUACAGACUUGACAAUGUUACCAAUGUUUUUUGGGGUUUUUAUUUCUUUCUCCCUUUUGUGGAAACAAAGAGAAUCUGUUGAAACGUGUGAGUGUGAGUGAUUGGUUGGUUAGUUUUCAGGGUGGUACUUGCAACUUGGAAUGAUAUCAGUGUCUUAUCUCCAGGCAUUAACCUGAGGCAGUUUGGUGUGUUUGUGUGUAUAUUGUGUGUACAUAUGUAUAUAUGUGUGUGUUUAUACGUACGUACGUAUAUACACACGUAUUUUGUGGAGCUUCAGGUCUCUGCGUGCGUCACACACAGCAGGUCCUUUUGAGACUUUCGUAUUUUUCAAUUGAGCAGGAAAGAGACGUCUGGUGCACUUUUUUAAAAUGCUUUUUUUAAGAUGUUCAAUUCCUGAAUAGGACGGGGAUCAGAUUUUUUUGGUUAAAUAUUUUUUUAAGCAGAGUUUUAUCCUGUACAGAUUUUAGUGCAUUUUUUGCAUGUCGGAUGGCAAUAUUUUGGGGGACCCUUGAGUAAGGCAAAGGAAGGACCUUUCUUGUUUCUUGUUCUUUUUUUAAAUUCCGUUUUAAGCGGGAAUCCUUUUGAAGAGAAGGCCACCACGCCCAGUCUGGAGUGCACUACGGGGCGUGGCUCGAAGGUUUGGGCGAGGUUUAUGGGAACCCCUUCCUCUUGUUAGUCCUCCUCGUGUAUGUACACAAUGCUACAAACUGAAACAAAGGAUAGCACCACAACAUCAGACCAAAAUAUUGCAGGAAGAUUUUCGUGCUAUUAAAAAAAAAAAAAAAAAGAAAAAGGAAAAAAAAAAAAAAAUCUUU